Molecule: messenger RNA, 4192 nt
Organism: Microbotryum saponariae
Lineage: Eukaryota; Fungi; Basidiomycota; Microbotryomycetes; Microbotryales; Microbotryaceae
Source: the annotation of a GenBank genome assembly
AUGAGCCCACCUAGCCUAUCAGCGGCGGGCGACCUCGACGUCCACGGUGACAUGGCAUCAACGCCUCCACCACCGUCAUCAACGUCGUACCAUACCAACGACGUCGCCUCCACUACCUCCGUCACGCUCACUAAAGAGCAAUUCGACGAGCUGAUCAGGAACCAGCGCCCCGCACGGGACGACGACGCAUUCUCCAUGCGUCAGCGCCUACCCCCAGCCAACCCUCCGGUCUUCCCCGACGACUCGAAACUUACGGAGGACAAUUACGUUGACUGGGUCCCCACGAUGCCGCCAUGCCCGCCCUCUUGGGCUGGAUUCAACGCUCGGACGAAUCGAGCGACGGUCCCCGUUGCGAAGGCGGUCGUACCGACCAAACGCUCUGCACCAGGCAAGAAGGGAAAAUGGGAUCGUUCUGGUCCUGCCCCGAGCAACUGCCCAGCUUGUGGUCAAGGCAAACACUGGCUCGAUAAGUGUCCGGAAUCGCGCAAGCGAGCCAAGUACCUCGAGCUCAAGAACGCCAUGAAGGAACUCCAAGGCUCAUCAUCGCCUGCGUCCACGUUCGUGGCCACCGAGGCAGCAUCCAAGGAUCAACACCUGUCCGUCGUUUCUUCUGCUACGUUUGUCAACAUCGGGCCACCGGCGGAAAUCCUUCUGCUAGACUCGGCGUCGGCGUGCCACGUCGUCAACGAUGCGUCCUUCUUUGACGGCCCCCUUUCACCUACCCCGCAAGUCCUGCAAGGUCUAGGGGGAACGGUGAAGGCCUCGGGAAUCGGCUCGGUCAAGCUCGUCUCCGAUAAUGGUACCAGGUUCACCCUCAACGACGUGAUCUACGCCCCCGAGAGCCCUGCCAACCUCAUCUCAGUCCGGGCCUUCGACCGCAAAGGCGUUCGCAUCACCUUCGAACACGGACAAGUCGAGCUCCGCACGCCGCAAGGGUGCAUCGCCACAGCAUCAGCCAUCGCGUCCUGCGUUUACAAACUCAACGCUUCGGUCCAAGCUGCCAGCAAAGAUGCGCGACACACGCUCGUUGCCACCAAGUCCAAUAGGCUACCUUUACUUACCCUUCACCGGCGCUACGGCCACGCCUCUGUCCAGACACUUAAAAAACUGGCGGCCUCUGGCCAGGUGGAGGGUUUAGAUUGGCCCUAUAGUGACUUCGAGUGUGAUGGCUUCACCUGCAACGCGUGCCUUGCCUCCAAAGCGCAUCGUUUGCCUUUCCCCUCUUCGUCGUCGCAUGCCGCGGAACCACUCGCAUUGGUGCACUCGGACGUCUUAUCUUUCCCCGAGGAAUCCUUAGGCCAUAAGCGAUACCUCGUCACGUUCAUCGACGACUUCUCGAGGAAGACUUGGGUUUACCCCAUCGGGCACAAGAGCGAGGUCCUUCAGACAUUCAAGGAUUGGCUUCUGGAGAUCGAAAACGCCACGGGUCGCAGGGUCAAAACACUUCGCUCGGACAACGGGGGCAAGUAUGUCUCUACCGCUUUCAACGGCUAUUGCGUGGCCCGCGGGAUUCAUCGCGAAUUGACCAUACCGUACACACCCGAGCAAAACGGUCGGGCUGAGCGAGCCAACCGGUCGAUCGUCGAGGGCACCCUGGCUCUACUGUCUCACUCGGGACUCCCACGAUCGUGCUGGGACGAGGCUGCAAUGUGUUACAUUCACGCCAAGAACCUCUCGCCUCACGCGGCCCUUGGUGGAGCCAUCCCAAACAAUCGUUGGUCGGGCCACACACCAAGCGUAGGGGGUCUUCGGGCAUUCGGUUGUCGCGCUUGGACCACCGUGCCGGCUCACCGACGGGACAAGCUCGACCCAAAAGGGAUUCCUCUGGUCUUCGUCGGGUACGAUCGACACGCGAAAGCCUACCGUCUUCUCGAUCCUUCCUCCAUGCGUGUGAGUCUGGGCCGCAAUGUGACGUUCGUAGAAACCGAGUUCCCCUUCGCUAUCGCGCCCACCCGAGUGACGCAGCCGUCCAUCCCGGGUUACGCCCCCAGCCCCCACCCGUCGAAGCUCCAACACCCGUCGAGCCUCCCCCACGGCCACCGGCCCCAACGCCUGUCGAGGCACCCGCGUCGCCCGCAUCGACCAGCUCGGCCGACAACGACGACGCCUCAUCGACCACGAGCGCAACGACGGAGUCAGCCGUGAACCUGCCGCAACCACCUCCGGAUCCAGCUCCACUCGCCAAAGUCAAGCCGAGUUGGGAGUACGGCGACGUCGCCAAGGUUGGUCCCGAUCCAGGGAAGUACGGUGAAGUCGACGCUCGAAACAUCAUUGAUGGCCCCCGGACUCGCCGCCAACCCGUUCCCACCAUGAUCACGCGGGAACAGCCAGUCGACGGCACCGACGGACCCACCGCCUCUUUCAAGAGCCUGCUCCUUGCCUUCGCAUCCACCAAGGCCGGCUUCGCAGAUCAUGACUUGUCGGUUGUUCGCGAUCCGGCAAAUUGGGGCGACGUCAUCCGAUCGGGACAAGAGGACGUUUGGGGCGCUCCGGCACAGGAUGAAUUCGAUUCGCUUCUGAACGAUUACGAGGUCUUUCAAAUCGUCGAAUCCUGUGAGCUCCCAGCGGGUGAGAUCCUCCUGCGGUCGGGCUGGGUGUUCCGGACUAAACGCAACCAGCAUGGCGACAUCACCGAUCACAAGGCCCGACUUGUUGCUCACGGAUGUGCCCAACGCCCUGGCCUUGACUUCGAGAAGACCUACGCCCCUGUCGUCAAAUUCAUGUCCAUUCGAGCCCUCAUCGCACUCGCCGCGGCCAACGGCUAUCACGUCCAUCAGGCCGACGUCAACAAGGCGUAUUUACACGGCAAACUUGACAAGCCUCUCUACAUGCGCGUCCCUCAGGGCAUAAACCUGCCAGGCAAGAUCCUCAAGCUGUCCAAAUCCAUCUACGGCCAUCGCCAGGCCGGCACCAUCUGGAACGCUGAGAUCGACUCGACUCUGCGGUCCCUCGGAUACGUCCCCACCAGGUCUGACAUCUGUAUCUACCGCCGCGAACACGACGGGCACUCACACUAUAUUGCCUUGUACGUCGACGACUUGCUUUUGGUUGGUCCCUCUACCGCCGAAAUCGAGCGGGUGCUGGACGCGCUGGAACUCGCAUACGGCAUCAAACGUCUCGGACCUGCCGAAUAUAUUCUAGGCAUCCAAGUCAAACGUGGACAAGACGGCUCUAUCACGCUCUCACAAGAGCGCUACCUUCGGGACAUCCUUGCCAGGUUCCAAUUCACCGAUGCCAAGCCGGCAAGUAUUCCAAUGCAGCCAGGUGUCGUCCUUGACUUCGAGGACUUGGCGGCCACUCCUCAGGAUCGUACGCGCUACUUGCAGGCCAUCGGUUCGUUGAUGUACGCCGCAGUUGGAACUCGUCCGGACCUCGCCUUCGUGGUCAGCUACCUCGCUCGCUUCUCCCAGCAGCCUGACCCGGAGCAUUGGACAGCCAUCAAGCAGGUCCUCCGUUACAUCAAAGGCACGCUGGACUUGGGCCUCACCUAUCGCAAGACCAGCCAACCACUCCAUGGCUACUCGGAUGCGAACUGGGGAGCCUGUCUAACGACCUCACGAUCGACCAUGGGCUACGCGUUCAUCUUGUCCGGAGCCACUAUUGCUUGGUGCUCCAAACGCGAGCACAGGGUGGCCAAGUCCACUACCGACGCAGAGUACCUCUCUCUUUCGUACACAAGCGGUGAUGCCAUCCACCUGAGCGAACUCCUGGCUGAACUUGGCGCUCCGGUCUCCGGUCCAGUCGUACUCUACGGGGACAACCAAGGUUCGCUGGCUCUUGCGCAGCACCCGACCAACCAUCAGGGGUCUCGUCAUGUUCGCAUCUCGGAACAUUACGUCCGCGAGAGGGUAGCUGAGAAGGAGAUCGAGGUCCCGCUACAUCGCCACCGGCGACAUGAUUGCCGAUAUUUUCACCAAAGCCUUGGGUCCCAAGCCGUUCAUCUUCCAUCGGGAGAAUUUGGGUUUGCGAGGUGCAGUGGUAUGACAGCACGGGGGGGGUGUCAAUAUAUUGCUGUUUCAUCCCACUGGUAUUCCCGAUUAUGAUUAGUUACUAGUUGUUGAUAUUAGUCGCCCCGCGCGUCUCGAGCCUGCCUCGCGCGCGCUCCCUUAGCGCUUAUCUUCUUUCUCCAACUAUCUUUACUAUCUUCAUCGGCUCUCGUACUUACGCACUUCGUGCCUCGGCCUCAGGUUAG